Messenger RNA from Lycium barbarum (goji berry), 1332 nucleotides. Its product is annotated as hydrolase 3-like. The record is from RefSeq and is a predicted model, not a curated record. Gene Ontology annotation, molecular function: hydrolase activity. The transcript has a single exon. NCBI's taxonomy places the organism in Eukaryota, Viridiplantae, Streptophyta, Magnoliopsida, Solanales, Solanaceae. Bases 149 to 1126 code for a protein of 325 amino acids.
AGUUUAACUUUUAUAAUUUGUCUGUUUCUACCCAUACUUAGCUCUCAUUAUUUUAGUUUAAUCUAAGUUUACUUUUUCCUUUUAAAAGGUUUGCGCAAACAUGGUGCAUUAUGUUUAAAAGGACUUUUCAGCAUUCUCUCUUACUACCAUGGCUUCUGACGAGAUAGUCAAAGAAGUGGACGACUACUUCCGGCUAUACAAAAGCGGCCGCAUUGAGCGUUUCUACGACGUGCAUGGUUCUUUUUACGUUCCCCCUUCACCAGAAAACCCAUCAAACGGUGUCUUUUCCAAAGACGUUACUAUCUCACCCCACGUAUCCGCCAGACUCUACCUACCUGAAAACACCACCGAUGCCCAAAAACUCCCCGUCUUAGUGCAUUACCACGGUGGUGGACUUUGCAUCGAAUCCGCCUUCUUUAUUUGGAUUCACCGUUAUGUUAACUCUUUAGCUUCUGAGUUAAACGUCAUUGUUGUUUCUGUAGAUUACCGCUUAGCCCCAGAAGUUGAUGUACCAACUAUUUACGAAGAUUGUUGGAAUGCACUUCAAUGGGUCGCUUCGCAUGCUAAUGAAAAGUACUCCUCCAGUAUUAAUAAUAGAGACUCAUGGUUAACAAAUUAUGGUGAUUUUAGUGAAUUGUUUUUAGUUGGGGACAGUGCUGGUGGCAAUAUAGUGUACCAUAUGACUAUGAGGGCUGGCAAAGAAAGCUUGAAUAAUGAGGUGAAAGUUACUGGAUCAAUUCUUGCUUAUCCUUAUUUCUUAAUUCGAAAUAUAGAUAUUGAUGAAGAGGGGUUGGCUUAUAAGAUUUGGGUUAAUAUUUGUCCGCCAUUAGAGUCUGGAUUAUUAUCCCCAAUUGAUAGUCCAUUAAUUAACCCAUUUUCUGAAAAGGCUCCAUCGUUAUCAGGGCUAGGUUGUUCAAGACUUUUGUUAUGUAUGGGAAAAAAAGACUAUGUAAUUCCAAUAGAAAUUGGGGGUCGAUUUGUUGAAGGGGUGAAUAAGAGUGGGUGGAAUGGAGAAUUGGAGUUUGUUGAGAUUGAUGAAGGACAUUCUUUUCAGAUUUAUAAACCUGAAUCUGAAGAAGCUAAACGUAUGAUGAAGUGUUAUGCAGCUUUUGUCCAUCGCCAAUGAUACCCAAAGUUUGUUACGUCAGCUUGUUGGAUUUGUGACAUUGUUGUUUGCUUUCUCUUGCAUCUUUAUUUCUGUCUCGGAUCGAUUUGCAUAAUAAAACAUGAUUUUAAGCAAGUACAAAGAAAAUCGGGAAUUUUUUUAUAAAAAUAUGUAAUUUUCUUGUAUUCAAAUUCUAACUAUUACAGGAGAUCAUGAAAUCAUUUCCU